Messenger RNA from Macrosiphum euphorbiae (potato aphid), 1917 nucleotides. Lineage: Eukaryota; Metazoa; Arthropoda; Insecta; Hemiptera; Aphididae. The record is from the annotation of a GenBank genome assembly.
AUGGCGUCAUCGCAAGAUGCGUGGUACCUGUCGUUGCUAGGGCUAGCAGAAAACUUCCGGACGUCAAAUCGCAUCAAGAUGUGUAUCCAGUGCCUACAGGCCGUUUUCAGUUUCAAACCUCCGCCGAGGGUCGAAGCCCGGACCCAUCUGCAGCUGGGCAACAUACUUCUGCAGUACACGAAAAACACGGACCUGGCUCGGACUCACCUCGAACAAGCGUGGUUGCUGUCGCAGUCUAUCAACGCGUUUGACGACGUCAAAUUCGAGGCAGCCAGUGUCGUGGCUGAACUGUACCAGCAACAGAACCAAUCGAAUCUGGCCAAGCCAAUUCUGAGGAAAGCCGUUGAACUAUCGCAGCACAACAUCUACUGGCACUGUAGACUUAUAUUUCAAUUAGCCCAAAUACAUGCUGUAGAAAAAGAUUACGAAUUGGCCAGCAGCCUUCUUGGUGUGGGCGUUGAUUACGCUCACAUAUCGUCGGCAGCUUAUACCCGAGUACUUUUUCUACUCAGUAGGUGCAUGUUACUGCUUAUUGACAAAAAAAUCACAGAAGUUUCUCCGUUGUUAACCCAAGCGGGAUAUUUAGUUGAUAAUUGGCAAGCCAGUCAGUAUCAGAAAGAAUAUCUAAAAGUCUUCUUUUUAGUUUUACAAGUAUGUCAUUAUUUAAUGGCUGGGCAAGUAAAGAGUGUCAAACCAUGUUUAAAACAGUUACAACAAAGUAUUCUGACAAUCAUGCAGCCUACUUGGCCCUCCGAUGAAGUUGUUUGUGGAUCUAACAUGGGUGAUAUGUUCAUAUGGAUGCCCAAAGAACAAUUAUAUGUUGUAGUUUAUUUAGUUACUGUAAUGCAUAGUAUGCAAGCAGGGUACAUGGACAAAGCGCAAAAGUACACUGAUAAAGCUUUGGCACAGAUUGAAAAACUAAAAGCCGGUGACAAUAAAACCCCAAUAUUGUCAGUCUUCCAGUUAAUGUUACUCGAAAACAUGGUUAUGUGUAGACUAGUAACUGGAAAUAAAUCACAGGCAUUACGUGAGAUGUCUCAAGUAUGUAGUAUUUGUCAAAGACACCCAAGGCUUUUAAAUUCUCACCGUCCUCAACUCCAUAUGCUCAUUGGCCUAUAUGCUAUGAGUAUGAAUUGUAUGGACGCUGCUGAAAUGCAAUUUACUACUUCUUUAAGGUUGUCACAAGAACGUGAGUUGUGGACAUUUGCAAACCUCAAUUUAGCUAUUGUUUACUUAAGAGGUAAAAGAGAUGUAGAACUUAAUGCUCUUUUAGACCGUAUAAACCCAGAAACUCUAACUUCGCACUCGCACAGUCUUAGAGCUGCUGCAUACUAUGUUCAAGGUUUGCAAUCAUUUUUCCAAGCCCGUUACAAUGAAGCAAAGAGAUACUUAAGAGAAACAUUAAAAAUGGCUAAUGCAGAAGAUUUAAACCGUCUGACAAGUUGUUCCUUAGUGUUGCUUGGUCAUAUAUUUUUAUCAUUAGGCAAUAGUAGAGAAAGUAUGAACAUGGUCACCCCUGCUAUGCAGUUAGCUAGUAAAAUUCCUGAUGUCCAUGUACAGCUAUGGGCAUCAGCUAUUCUUAAAGAUUUAUAUAGGAUGUGCAAUGAUCCUGUUAGAGAAAAUGAAGCACUGCAAAUGCACUCUAACUUUUCACAAACAUUACUUAAAGACCAUUUUCAAUCGUCCGAAAUGCCCGAACACGCUCUUAUAUCGUGGACAGACGGACAAUUUCCAAUUCAACUGAAACCAUUUGUGUCACCACCUCAACAACAUCAUCUCCAUUUACAGCAACAACAACAACUACAUAUGCAGCAACAAAUGCACCUACAACAACAAAGCUUACACAUGCAACAACAACACAUGCAAUUACAGUCUAAACAACAACAAAACCCCGCAGCACUUGGACUUCCUUCUUAG